Messenger RNA from Serinus canaria (Common canary), 3350 nucleotides. It is a transcript of the gene CEP63, whose product is annotated as centrosomal protein 63. The transcript is spliced from 16 exons. The record is from RefSeq and is a predicted model, not a curated record. Gene Ontology annotation, biological process: de novo centriole assembly involved in multi-ciliated epithelial cell differentiation; centriole replication. Gene Ontology annotation, cellular component: centriole. NCBI's taxonomy places the organism in Eukaryota, Metazoa, Chordata, Aves, Passeriformes, Fringillidae. The coding region runs from base 827 to 2995 and encodes 722 amino acids.
UGGGCCGGGCCGUGCCCGCCGCUAGGGUGGGGAAGGCGGGAAGGAGGAAGGGAAGGAAGCAAGGAGGUCAGGCAGGAAGGAAGGAAACAAGGAAGGAAGGGAGGAGGGCGGUCGGCUAGCCAGGCAGCCAGAGCUGGGGUGUCGGGCAUCCCGGAGCGGAGCUCGGCCCGGGGGUUCAGGCCUGCUCCCCCGGGCGCGGCGCUGGAAGGGCCCCGGGCAGGUGCGGGGCAGGCUCUGUAAGGGCUCGGCCAGCGGGGAGGCUCCGGCCGGGAGCAGCUCGGCACGGCGGCAGUGCGGAAUGCCUGCCGGAGGCAGCUCCGGGGGCUGUACUGAGAGCACUGCCCGGGCACGCUGGCCCCGGCCCCUUCACAGACGUAAGCUGCGCAGGGCAGGUUUGGGUCGGACAUUAGGAGGAAUUCCUUCACGGAAGGGCUGAUUAGAUUUUGGAAGGGCCUGCCCAGGGCGGCGGUGGUGGCGUCCCCAUCCCUGGAGGUGUGUAAGGAAAGACUGGACGCUGCACUCGGUGCUCUGGGCUGGGUGACAAAGUGGGGAUCGGUCACAGAUUGGACCUGAUGGUCUCAGAGCACUUUUCCAAGCUCAGUGACGCUGGGACUCUCGCCCUGGCGAGGGCUGGUUCGCUCCGGGCUCCUGCCGCAGGUGCCAUUCCUGCCGCUGGCAAGUGGAGCUCGCCUGUGGUAUUGCCUUUGGGAGGUUACUGCUCCUGUUGUGUUCAUUUUGGAUGGAGAAGCAGCCUGGUUUGUGCAUUGCCAUGGGUGACCACUGCUUUCCUGUACUUCCCUUGUACUGAAGCCACCAGCAUUUAGUGAUGGAGGCUUUGCUGGAAGGAAUGCAAAGAAGUGGGCGAGGGAGUGGUGGGUUCUUGACCUCCUGUGAGGCUGAGCUGCAGGAGCUGAUGAAGCAGAUAGACAUCAUGGUGGCUCACAAGAAAUCCGAAUGGGAAGGGCAGACACAGGCUUUGGAAGCUUGUCUGAGUGCUCGGGAGCAGGAACUUUCCUCUGCCAAGGCAGCUCUGCAGGAAAAACAAAAGGAGGUUGGCGUGCUGCGUCGCCAGGUUGAGGAGGUGGAAAAAUCCAAGCAGGACAUGGUUAGAGAGUAUGAGCAGCAGCUGAAGAAAUUCCAGGAGGAGUUGUCCCGGCUGAGGAGGAGCUAUGAGAAGCUGCAGAAGAAAAAAACAAGAAGCAGAGGAGAAGCUAACAAAGGACAAGAGGAGGACAAGUUUGAAUUGAGCCGACUGACCAGGAAGCUGGAGGAGUUCCGUCAAAAAUCACUUGACUGGGAGAAGCAGCGCCUGCAGUACCAGCAGCAGGUGGCAUCGCUGGAGGCGCAGCGCAAGGCUCUGGCGGAGCACUCUGAGCUCAUGCAGAACACUGCAAAAUUCAAAGUGAGCACUCCCCCAGGCUGCUGGAACCAGACCCAGCUGGCCAAUCGGAAGCAGAUCCUGGACUCAGUGGAGCUGGCGAGCCGCUCAGAAAUCCAGCACUUGACCAGCAGGCUGGAGAGGGCCAAGGACACCAUCAGUGCCAAUGAGCUGGAGGUGGAGAGGCUCAGCAUGAGGGUGGAUGACCUCAGUGAGGACAAUCGCAUCAUUCUGGAAGAUCAGCACAGAGUUCAAGAGGAAUUAAAGCAGUCCAAGAAAAUGUUAGAGGUGCUGCAGGAUGAGAAGAUGGAACUGAGAGCCACCUUGCAGUCUCAAGAAGAUUUCAUUAGCAGCUCGAAACUGCACCAGGAACAGUUACAGAAACAGCUGGACAGGAUGACUGAAACUCUUCACACAAAAGAACUCCUCAUCAGGGCCCUGGAGGAGCGCUUGCAAGGGAAGCCAUUGUCCUCUGCAGGCCUGGAGCUGGAGCAGGUGCUGCUGCAGCUGGAUGUUGCCCAGAAGAAGGAACAGCACUUGCAGUCAGAGGUGACUCGUCUUGAGAACAGCCUGGUGUCUUCAAAUGCCAGGUGUGUGCAGCUGAGCGAGGAGCUGGGUGAGAAUAUCAAAGAACUGCAGUCCCUGGAAGAAGACCAGACUGAGUCAAGGGCAGAGAUUAAAAAGCUGAAAGACCAGCUCUCUCAGGCUGAACAAAUGCACAGCAGUGAGCUGGAGGGGAUGAAAAGGGAGAUCUGCAGGCUGACACAGGAGCUGCAGCAGCGGGACAUCACCAUUGCAACGGCGAGCGGCUCCACCUCAGACCUGGAGCAGCAGCUCAGAGCAGAGAUUGAAAGAGCAGAGAGAAAAGCAGUGGAGCACAGGGUAAUUCUGGUCCAGCUGGAAACUUUGAGGCUGGAAAACCGUCAUCUCUCAGAGAUUCUGGAAAAAACAGAGUGUGGUAAGCUGAAGGGGGGUGAUGGCACCCUGAGAGCCCUCAGGGAAGACUACACUGCUGAGCUCCAGAAAUUAAUAGCUGAGAACCAGCAGCUGCGGAAGGACCUCGCAGAGACCAGGGCAAAACUGAGGGUCACUGCACAGGUGUGCCCAGGUGAACCUGAGGGCAUGGCUCAGCAGGGGCAAGGCAAAGAGCCCAGGCAUGUACAGCACAGGGAAGUACAGCACAAGCAGGAUGAGCACACAGGAAGGACACAUCUCCAGCCUGACAGGACUGCUCAACAUCAUCACAGGGACUCCCAAAGGUGUGGGGCUGCUGAAACAGGAACUGUGAGCCCUGAGACGGGUGAGCCACCCUCCCAGAGCAGCAGCGAGAACUGCAAGGAGUCACGUGCCUGGCUGGGAGCAGAGUCUGUGCUUCAUGGGGUGCAUGAAAACAAAGAUUUUGCAGAUGGAACAUCUAAGCAGCCUGCCUUAAAUCAUCACAGAGAAUCUGUGUUUUUGUGCCCCUUGCCUACAGCUUCUGUGGGAUCCAUUGCUGCACGAUACCUGGAAGAUGAAGAAGUGAGAUCCCAGCACAUCCUGGAGUGCCUAAAUGCUCACAUUGAGGAACUGAAAAAAGAGAGUGCAAAGAUAGUGAGACGAUUUGAGCACCAGGAAUAAUGUUCCUUGUGGAAUUGGAAUGCUGGUUUCCUUAUGUGCUUCCAAACUAUGACUGGGAAUGUGCCUGUAUCCAGCUGGGAUUGGAGCUUGAGUGAGAGGCCACAUGUCCCACUUGGAGCUGAGUCAGCAGGAUGGGAGUUGAGGAAAAGGAGCUCCUGUCUACAUGCUUGCUCUGAUGAGGGGUGUUGCACCACAAACAUUUUAGUCAGCUUGCCAUAGGUCAGAGACCUGCAUCACAGCUAUGUGCUCACUCACAAAGUUGAUGGUGUUUUUUAAAAGCAAUUUGCUAGUUUUUAUGUAUUUAAAGUAUAUUUUAUAUGUGUAAAAGCAUUGAAAUAAAUCAGAAUGGCAAACA